AUGUUGACGCCCAGUCUCAGCUCAGCUAGCUGCAAGGUCAGAAGAUCAGAAAGGCCUUUCUUGAUUGGACAAUUACUCUUUAAAGAUGAGCUAUCGACCAAUCAAAUGUCUCUUCUUAUUAUUAACGCGAGACUUAUCAAGGCGCUGAAUGUGAAAAACAAUCCAGACAAAAUGAAGUGCAUUAUCCCAGGAAACAAUGUCAAAGUUUUUGGACGAGCCGUUCAUUGUCUUUCCAAAGUUGGGGAAGAUCUGUAUAUGGAACCAUUGGAGACAGGUUUGGCAUUACGAGCAGUUAACUCUUCUCGGUCAGCUUAUUCCUGCUUCUUGUUCAGUCCAAGUUUCUUUCUUCGCUAUGAUGAUAGGAUAGAUACCCCAUCUCAAGCCUCUCAGGAUGCUGAAGAGACUACCAGAUGGAGAGUCACAAUGAAGUCCUGUUUAGCAGUCUUCAAAUCAUUGUCGAAUCUGGAGAAGAAUGUAGACAGAUGUAACAUUAAUCUUGAUGCUGAGGAUUGCCGGCUUGUCUUUCAGCUUCACUGCAGACAUGGUAUUGUGAAGACCUACAACUUAGUCUACCAAGAAACAGAGACCCUUCAAGCAGUCUUCUCUAAAGACCUCUGUCCAAACAGGAUUACUGCUCCAGCAAAAUUACUAGCAGAGGCAGUAGGAAGCUUCCAGUCAUCUCAAGAAGAAGUCACUAUGUUUGUCACCCCUACACAGCUUGGUUACAAGAACUAUGUUGAUGAUGAACCAGAUCCAACCAAAGUGGUACAUUCUGAAUUGCGUCUUGUACCUGAGGAGUUUACAGAGUAUCUCAUUGGAGUAGAUACAGAAGUCACAUUCUCUCUCAAAGACCUCAGGGCAAUCCUGUCUUUCUCUGAUGCUGCUGGCCUUCCACUGUCUAUUCACUUUGAAACACCAGGAAAACCCAUUGUAUUCAGUGUAGAGUCUGAGCAGACAUUAGAGGCUACAUUUGUUCUGGCUACCUUGACUGAAGUGUCCAGUAGUCAAGUGACCGGUGCCUCCCAGCAGGCCAGAGCGAGUCAAGCUGCUCCGGUCAAUCCUCAGCAGAGACACAAAAACAAAAAUAAUCCUAGGAAAAGUUCUACUGCUGGCCCAGUUUCUAGAAAGAAUCAAUCAAGCAAUAAUGGAGAUGGUAGGAGAAUGCCUAAUGGACACACAACAAGAGAUGAAUAUGAAGAUGACUUUCCUGAUGAUCUAAUGGCUGACUUAUUAAAUAGGAAUGAAAGGACAGUCAACCAAGCAAAUGAAAAUGUUGCUACAGGGCCUCCUGUUUCAUCCAGGCUAGACCCCACACCAUCCACUUCCAAGGACAAUGACGACACAGCUUUCACAUCCAGCCCUGUCAUCCCCUUUGACUCCGCCCUUAGUCACAGGUUUCAGAAGACGGUCAACGAUCAGAGUCACCAUGAUGACCGUCUCCAUCCACCAGAGUCAGCGGAGAAGGAGGGGCAUAAAAGUCCUAACAGGACUCUACUGGCUAACUUCAUGGAUGAUGACAGCAGGGAUAGUUUAGGUGAUGGUGGUGGGCCUUCUCUCAUCAGAGAUGAGGGAGGAGGAGGGGAUAGAAAUAGUGAUGCGGACCUUGAUGAUGACGACGAUGAUGAAUUCAACUUCAUCCCAGCCACUCCUCCAAGCAAAAAAUUUAAAUCUAUGUUCUUUGGUGCGUCACAGUCCCAACAAUCACAGAGCAGUACCCAGAGGAGUAGACCCCCUCCGUCUCAGCCCCAUCGGGGAGGGGCUGUAACAGUACUGGCAGAGGAUAGUGAUGAAGACUGAUAUGAGCUAUGUAUUAUACUGCAUCCUAGAGAAGUGCCAGGCUUGUUGUGCCUACAGUGGGCUGUGACAGUGAUUCAGAUUCCUUAGUCUGCCCAUCCUUGAGAGACAUUGAGGGUAGUUAUUGAGUGCCUGUAACAGUCAUCAAAAUGAGAUAUGAUAUUCAUCUUCAAAAUUCAAAUCUUAUGGGGCAGUGGAUAAUGAUAAAGUCUACUAUAGGUUUUUAUAUUUCACCCCAGCCUAGAUGAGAGAUGUUCCAUUCUUCUCACCCUAUAGGAAAUGGCUAGUGGAAGGUGAUACAGUUUUUAUUUUGUCUUCAUUUUGCCUUCAUCUCAAAGGGCAGUUUAUUCCCAUCCGAGAGAAUGGUCUUGCAUUACAGGCUAGGUAACAAGCCUGUAAUGUCAUCACCAUCACUUAGCCAUGGAGGCAUGCUAUAGACGCUAGCAAAGGAUAGGGAUAUUGGAUGAUAAUUCAAGCUUUGCUGUAAAUCCUUGUUCCAUGGGUGUGCUCACAUUCAUGGGGACAUGCAUUUCAAGGUAUGGAAGAAAAGUGAUAAUGGCUUUAUGAAGUGCUAGGACAUAUUCUUGAGUGUUAAAUCAGAUUCUUUAUAGUCAUUUAAAUUGAAACAUGAUCUUGAAUUCUAGUUGCAAACAAGCAUUUGAAUGUAAAGUUCAUUAUUUGUUAAAAUUUGAUUUUGGUUAGAAAAAUUCAUUCCUACUUUGUAAAAUACAUCCAGGAAAAUUUUGAGGAUCUGGUCUAGCCAGUCUAAUGUUCUAGACUGAUACAAAGUCAUGCCUACCUUGUAAACCACUUUAUGCUGUAGGAUGUAACAAUUCUGAAAUGUUUAAAUUUCUGUGAAUAAACAAAAUAGUCUUCCAUUUUCACAUAA
Messenger RNA from Lytechinus variegatus (green sea urchin), 2683 nucleotides. Its product is annotated as cell cycle checkpoint control protein RAD9B-like. The transcript is spliced from 13 exons. Gene Ontology annotation, cellular component: checkpoint clamp complex. The coding region runs from base 1 to 1797 and encodes 598 amino acids. The record is from RefSeq and is a predicted model, not a curated record. Gene Ontology annotation, biological process: mitotic intra-S DNA damage checkpoint signaling; DNA replication checkpoint signaling; cellular response to ionizing radiation. Lineage: Eukaryota; Metazoa; Echinodermata; Echinoidea; Temnopleuroida; Toxopneustidae.